Molecule: messenger RNA, 1422 nt
Organism: Corylus avellana
Lineage: Eukaryota; Viridiplantae; Streptophyta; Magnoliopsida; Fagales; Betulaceae
Product: UPF0481 protein At3g47200-like
Source: RefSeq, a predicted model, not a curated record
AUGGCAAGCAAUUUAGUACGAGAAGGAGGCAAGCACGUUGGCAGUAUUUGGGCGGUCAACAUGGAGCAGCUCGACGGAAUCAAAGACGAAAUCGAGAGAUGCACCAAGGGGUUACGAAGCAAAGCCGCCGGGAGCACUUGUUGCAUCUACAAAGUGCCCUCCAAGUAUAAGGACAACAAUAUUGGCCACUGGUACAGGCCCCGCAUUGUCUCCAUCGGACCCUACUACUACAAUGGCAGAGAACUUUACAGCGACUACAAGUAUCAGUGCCUCGGCUCCUUUCUGUCCCGAGCCAAAGGUGUAACCUUAGCUGACUGCAUGAAAAAGCUACACCCUCUUGAAACAAAAACCAGACAGUGUUAUUCUGCAGAGAUUGAAAUCGAUCUCAGCUCCGAAGAGUUCCUCGAAAUGAUGCUUCUUGAUGCUUCUUUUAUAUUAGAGUUGUUUUACAAGUUUCAGGAUCUAGGGAUGCUCGAGACUCACGACCCUCUCGCCCUCCUCCUCAGGUGGAGAUUACCGUAUUUCUACGUGGACUUGCUCCUCCUUCAAAAUCAGAUCCCUUUUUUAGUUCUGCAAGAGUUAUUUGAUAUUUCUAAGAUGCCCAACGAUCCGUCCAAGGCCACCUUGCCCCUGCUUGCUUUGCGAUUCUUUAACAACAUUUUGAGAAGACCCAACAAAGUCAUUGAGAGGUACGCUAAUCCCGAAAAUCCGCCCUUGCAUUUGCUGGACUUGGUUCGAUCUAGUUUAAUCCCAAACGAUCCAACGGCAUCAAAAGACGAAGAUACACAGAUUCAAUUUUGCCCUUUCGAGAUUAGGCUCCGUGUGAUCGAUCAAAUGCCACUACAGGACAACACACAGAUCCAAUCUAUUCCCUGCAUCUCGAAUCUCCGAAGUUCAGGGAUAAGGGUCCGACCGGGAAAGGCCGAGGCGGACAGCUUCUUGGCGGUAAAAUUCGAGAACGGUUUGAUUGAGAUGCCCAGCAUAAUCAUCAACGACUUCAUGAGAUAUCUGUUGCUCAACUGUGUGGCAUUCGAGCAGUGCCACAAGAGCUGCUCCAACCAUGUCACGGCUUACGCCACUCUCUUAGACUGCCUUGUGAACACCUCCGCUGACGUCAAAUACCUUCGCGAGCACAUCGUUAUUGACAAUUACCUAGCGGACGACCGCGAAGUUGCACUCUUCAUCAACAGUCUGGGCAAGGACGUGACCUUUGAUACCCGCGACUGUUAUUUGUCCAAGUUGUUCAAUGAUGUGGACAAGUACUAUCGGAAUAGCCGCCAUGUAUAUUUCGCGAGCUUCAGACGAACAUAUUUUAACACGCCGUGGUGGUUCAUCCCGGCGUUUGCUGCCAUACUGCUCUUACUGCUUACAAUUGUGCAGACCUUCUUCUCCAUCAUCAGCUAUGUGCGUCCCAACAAUUAG